AUACCAAAGGAACUUAUAUCCGAAAGUCUCCGAUGCGGUCGAGAAUUAUCCCGCGCGGCUGUCAAGCGGGGAAAUCAACUCGUCCGCAAUGGAGUCAACCUGCAGGCUUGCUCGCCAGCCAUGUUGCAUUUCUUCUCCAGUAAUUUGUCUCCAGAAUCCAAGAAAUCCGCUGAAGUGUCUCAUGAAAUUAUCACUGCCACUAAGUUGUUGCAAAUGAAAGUCUGUUCCUGCACCGGUGUAACCCCAAAUACAUUCAUGUCAUUCCUCGAGAACAACCCUGUCCAAGUAAAGGACAAGAUUCUCUGUCGCACAGUCAGCCCGAUAUGUGGUAAAGACAAGUACCGCUCUAUUGACGGCACUUGCAACAACUUGCAACACCCUAAUUGGGGAAGGCGAGAUGCUCCGUUUACAAGAAUCGCUACACCACGAUAUGCGGACGGCAUCUACGCUAUGCCAGUAGCAACAAGUGGUCGUCCGCUCCCGAACCCUCGCGUGCUGUCCACCCGUCUGUUCUCCGACCAGCCUUUACCCAGCCGAACUUUAACCUACAUGAACAUGCAGUGGGGCCAGUUCGUCACACAUGACAUGGUCUAUCAAGUCAUGGAAACCACUGACGAAGGCGCAAUCCAAUGCUGUUUGGGCGAUGGUACAGACGUCCUACCCUCCGAAUGGCAGAAUGACAAAUGCAUCCCAAUCUGUGUGCAAGAUGACGAUCCAUUCUACAGAUACUACGGCAUACGAUGUCUUAACUUCGUCAGGAGCGUCACUACGCCUAGAGAUGACUGUACAUUGGGAUAUGCGGAGCAGAUGAACACAGUGACCAAUUACUUGGACGGAUCUCAAGUAUACGGUAGCGAAAAGAAGUUGGCGAGCAAGAUUCGCAGUAAACGUGGAGGAAAGCUUAUAGAGGAGAAGAGGGGCGGAUGUAAGAGAGGUUUUCCGCCGUCUGUAAAAGAUAAGACAGCUGUUUGCGAUUUGAGGAAUAUGUCUGACCCUUGCUAUAUGGCAGGAGAUGCAAGAAUAAACCAGACUCCAGGACUCGCCCUAUUGCACACCCUAAUGCUUCGUGAACACAACCGCGUAGCUGAUAUUCUAAGUGGCUUAAAUCCCUUAUGGAAUGAUGAGAAGUUAUAUCAGGAAGCGAGGAGAAUCGUUGUAGCUGAAUUGCAACAUAUAACUUAUCAGGAAUGGCUACCUUUGAACUUUGGAGAAAACUACCUCCGUUACUACCGCAUCUCCCCAUCAACCCUAUACAGUUACGACUAUAGCGACGAUGUUAAUCCUGGCAUCAUCAACAGCUUUGGCGCUGCGGCCUUCAGGUUCCUGCAUUCAAUCAUACCAGACGCAGUCAUGACCUGUCCAGGGGAUUAUAGAACCGCGCAGAUGUAUAAGAUGAGUGAUCACUACUUCAACCCGAGUCUCCUGGAAGUGACACCAACAUCUUUCGAUGAUUUAGUUCGAGGUAUCGUAGCUCAGAGCUCAGCUGAGUCCGAUCCCUUCUGCACGGGAGAGAUCACUAAUUUGUUGUUCAAAUCGUGUAACAAAUGGGGGAUGGAUUUGAUCGCCAUGGACAUACAACGCGGAAGAGAUCAUGGAUUGGCUGGGUAUAAUGAGUACAGGGAAAUUUGCGGACUGACAAGAGCAAAGACUUUCCAAGAUUUCGCGGGAGAAAUGUCUCAAGAUCGAAUUAACGCCCUAGCCAUACUAUAUGAAUCUGUAGACGACGUAGACCUGUUCGUCGGUGGCGCCAUGGAGCAGGAUGUGCCUGGCUCGAUUCUUGGUCACACGUUCCAGUGCAUCGUGGCUGAGCAGUUCUACCGAACGAGGGUUGGCGAUCGCUUCUUCUAUGACAACAGUGAAAUGCCGCAUUCGUUUACGUCGGGUUAG
Molecule: messenger RNA, 1887 nt
Organism: Hyposmocoma kahamanoa
Lineage: Eukaryota; Metazoa; Arthropoda; Insecta; Lepidoptera; Cosmopterigidae
Product: peroxidase-like
Exons: 10
Coding region: 121-1887 (588 amino acids)
Biological process (GO): response to oxidative stress
Molecular function (GO): heme binding; peroxidase activity
Source: RefSeq, a predicted model, not a curated record